Hibiscus syriacus is the source of this 1779-nucleotide messenger RNA. Its product is annotated as serine/threonine-protein kinase CTR1-like. Gene Ontology annotation, molecular function: ATP binding; protein kinase activity. The record is from RefSeq and is a predicted model, not a curated record. The transcript is spliced from 12 exons. Gene Ontology annotation, biological process: protein phosphorylation. The coding region runs from base 1 to 1779 and encodes 592 amino acids. NCBI's taxonomy places the organism in Eukaryota, Viridiplantae, Streptophyta, Magnoliopsida, Malvales, Malvaceae.
AUGGAGGGACUGGAAGCAGAGGAGGAAAUAAAAGAUAACUUAGCGCUCAAGUCAAAGGAGAGCUAUGAUUUACAACUUACGAUUGUUAGAAGGCUUACUUCUCAAGCAAGUCUCCUCACUGAACCCUUGCUGUUACAAGAGUACUGCGGACCUUGUGUCGCCGAUGCAGAAAUUGUUAGCGGGUGUUUAUCAUAUAGUGAUAAGAUAUCUGUCGGUUUUUAUAACAUUCUUGGGGUGAAUCCAUGUCUAUGGGUGAUGUGUAAUGAAUUUGAAGAAGGAAGACGCUUACCACCUUUGAUGUCUCUUAAAGAGAUUGAACCCAGCGACACCUCUAUGGAGAUUGUUCUUGUUGAUAGACGCCUGGAUACGCGCCUCAAAGAGCUUGAAAAUAAAGCACAGAAAUUAUAUUGUGCUUCAGAAAACUCCCUUGUGUUGGUUCAAAAGCUUGUUGCAAUCCACAUUGGGGGAACCUUUCAAGUGGAGCAUGGGGAUCUCCACAAACGCUGGAAAGUGGCCAGCUGGAGAUUGAGGGAUUUUCAGAAGUGUGUUGUGCUGCCCAUUGGCAGCCUCUCCAUGGGACUUUGCAGGCAUCGUGCAAUCCUAUUUAAGACAUUAGCCGACUAUAUAGGUUUGCCAUGUAGGAUUGCUCGAGGAUGCAAUUAUUGUGCAGCAGAUCACCGUUCUUCAUGCCUUGUCAAAAUUGAAGAUGACCGGAAGUCAACAAGGGAAUAUGUUGUUGAUCUAGUUGGGGAGCCUGGAAAUAUCCACGGUCCAGAUUCCUCUAUCAAUGGAGAAUUUCUUUCAUCUUUGCCUUCACCAUUUCGAAUUUCUCAUCUAAAAGAAUUCCAAUUACCUUGCCUCGAGAAUGCAUCAUAUGGUCAGAUUACAGAUUCAAAGGAUUUAAGUUAUCUUUCUGAGAAUCCUCCACAUUCUGUUGUUCAACGGUUGGACACUGGUUUGCUUGAAAGUCAAAAGACACAAGUUGAUCAAGACUGUUUUGGAAAGGAAUCAUCUUUGAUGCCUUUCGAAACAGCUUCAGGAGCAACAAUACAUGAACAUUCUGGACCCCGUGGCGAGAAAGUUGUCACAGAACAAACCCUUCGAAAAGAGGCCGUUGUAUCUGGAAGCUCAGUGGUAAAUGAUGUGAAGCAAUUGAAAAUCAACUUGCCUAGUCAGUCAGAUUUGGAGGAGAUAGGGGCUGAACUUGAUAGUCAGGGAAGAUUCUCUUCCGUAUCCACCUCAAGUUAUCUAGAUCUUGAACCUUCUCUUGCAAUGGAUUGGCUUGAGAUAUCAUGGGAUGAAUUACAUAUUAAGGAGCAUGUUGGUGCUGGCUCAUUUGGAACGGUACAUCGUGCUGUGUGGCACGGAUCGGUCUGUGAUUUCGGAUUGUCUAGGUUCAAAGCCGACACUUUUAUAUUAUCAAAACCUGUUGCGGGAACGCCUGAAUGGAUGGCUCCGGAAGUCCUUCGUGGAGAGCCUUCAAAUGAGAAAUCUGAUGUUUACAGUUUCGGAGUAAUCCUAUGGGAGCUUGUGACAAUGCAACAACCAUGGAGUGGACUCAGUCCUGCCCAGGUGGUUGGUGCUGUAGCUUUCCAGAACAGGAGGCUGGCCAUUCCUCCUAAUAUCUCCUCAAAAUUGGCUUCUCUCAUGGAAUCUUGUUGGGUUGACGAUCCUGCUCAACGGCCAUCUUUUGCUAACAUUGUAGAAGCACUAAAGAAGUUGCUAAAGUCAUCGUUGCGGUCGAUGCAUACGGGACGCAACGAGAAUGGCCCUAUUUGA